Thecamonas trahens ATCC 50062 is the source of this 643-nucleotide messenger RNA. RefSeq names its product ankyrin repeat domain-containing protein 39. The transcript is spliced from 2 exons. The record is from RefSeq and is a predicted model, not a curated record. Bases 15 to 563 code for a protein of 182 amino acids. NCBI's taxonomy places the organism in Eukaryota, Apusomonadida, Apusomonadidae. Gene Ontology annotation, molecular function: protein binding.
CGAGGACAGAGACCAUGUCUGCCGAUGACCUGCGGGAUGCUGCGCGGUAUAACGAGUAUGAUGAUGUGGUUGCGCUCAUUGGCGAGGGAGUGGAUGUUAACGUGACGGACGCGAUGGGCAAGAGCGCGCUGCUGCUGGCAGCCGGGAACGGGCAUGUGGAGGUGGUCCGGGCACUGCUGGAUGCUGGGGCGAAUCCCAACCUGGCGUACACAUCGGGCGCGACGGCACUGCACUGGGCGGCGCUCAACGGGCAUGCCGAGGUUGUGGCUAUGCUGCUCGGCGUCAAUGGCAUCGACACCACCCUCAAGGACUCGAACGGCCGCACUGCUUUCACCGUCGCCGCCGCCGCCGACCACACCGACAUCGCACAGUCCAUCCUCGAGGCCAUGCCCAACGAAGGCAAGCCGGAGACGUCGCCGGCUGCCGCCGAUGAUGAUGAUGACGAUGACGCUGUCGAGGCUGCCACCGAUGCUGGCGCCAGUGCCAGCGCCGCCGCUGAUAACUCCGCCGAUGCCGGCACUGCUGCCGGCCCUGCGGCCGCUGCCGACGCUUCCGAUGCUUAAUGAAAUGGCUUGACCCUAGUUCAAUUCCUGAGGUCCUGAGGAGGAGUUGGUGAGCGACAGUGUUAAAGCCACAGAGUGAC